UUGACAGCGUUGUCCAACAAAACAUUGAAGAUGCCACGUGAAAUCAAAGACAUCAAAGAUUUCUUGUUGAAGGCCCGCAGGAAAGAUGCAAAAUCUGUCAAGAUAAAGAAAAACACAGAAAAUGUUAAGUUCAAAGUGCGCUGCUCACGCUUCCUUUAUACCCUUGUGAUCACUGACAAGGAGAAGGCAGAGAAACUUAAACAGAGUUUACCGCCAGGUCUGCAGGUGAAAGAAGUUAAGUGA
This is a messenger RNA of Parnassius apollo (apollo), 243 nucleotides long. The record is from the annotation of a GenBank genome assembly. Lineage: Eukaryota; Metazoa; Arthropoda; Insecta; Lepidoptera; Papilionidae.